CAAAUUAUGCUGAUAUUUCAUAAACAAAAUGGCACUGAAUGCUUUAGUAUUGUUUGCGUGCAGUGUUGUUUUAUACGGGAUUCGUGCUCAAACAGACAUACCAUCCACGUGCAAUGAUCCGCUGACACCCAGCUUACGUGACGACCAAUUUACGGCGUCAUCGCAGUAUGAUGAGCAGCACGGAGCUAGCUUCGCAAGAUUCAACAGCAGUGUUGGAUGGGUUGCGGGUUCGAACAACAACGAAUAUCUGAAGGUCUCUCUAGAUGGAGUGUGGCGAAUAACAGCCCUGGAUUUUGCCGAUUCGAAUUUUGGGUGGUACUUGAACUAUCUAAGGGUAUCAUACAGCUUGGAUGGAUAUCAAUGGGAUGCGUACAACACGCGUCUUUCCCGGGACAGCUUAGGUCAAAAUUUCCAAAGACAGGGUUCUGUAACCAAGUUGACCCUGGAUCCACAUAUAGAGGUGCGCUAUUUAGCUUUCUAUGGUGCCUCUGCUUACGGAUACCCAUCCAUUCGCCUGGAGCUGUACGGGUGUAAGAUAUCUGCCACGCCGUUUUCCGGGAUAGUAACACACAUAACCGAUGAUAUACAGGCGGACACGACGUGGAUUCCAAGUCAAAAUCCAUUUGUCAUUUCUCGUCAAGUGAAUGUGAGACCGGAAGUAACACUUACGAUUCAAGCGGGUGUCAACGUCAUUUUCACAUCGAAAACUGCAAGACUUGAUAUAUUCGGUACACUAGUUUCCGAAGGAUUGCCAGAGAUUCGAACCCAGUUUAGCUCUGACAUACCUAUAAUGGAAAAAUCUUCAUUGUGGCUUGGAAUUAAACAAAUCUCAGGAGGAAAUGUAACUCUUCGACAUACGACGGUCCGUCAGGCAGUUGUCGGUAUCCAAGGCAACGGUAGUAACAUUCAUAUAUCAAAUAGUGAGAUCUACUCGUGCGUGCAAGGCCUUCUUUUGUCCGGAGGAAUAAGUGCAAAUCAACUAGAAAGUGGAUGGGGACCGAUUUUGUUCAAGUCUAAGGUCACCAAUAAUGAGCAAGGAAUGCGCAUGCAUGGUGUUUUGGGCCAAGAAAUCAUGCUUUUUGAGGCCACGGAUUUUGAUUUGAAUUACUAUGGUAUAGAAGUUGCAAACUGGGCAAACGUACAAAUGCAAAUUAUUUCAACGAUUUUAUUGUCUGAAAAUGUGUCUAUGAGCAACAACAGAAAUUACGGCCUUUACAUCAACAUUGGAUCGCCGACAGUUGUAGAUGUACGUGGAUCCAAGUUUGUUGGGAAUCGCAACGGAGGAGUGUAUUUGUAUCAAUACUACACAAACAAUCAAAGGCAGGCAUUCACAAUUACAGAUACUUUGUUUAAGGAUACUAAUUUAGGCAUAAGCUAUACGUGUUACUAUUGCCACUCGAGCAAUAUGACGGUCGUUUCCAGCAAAUUUGAAAGUUUAGACUACGCCGUGUAUGUCAUAUUUCGUUCGAUUGAUAAUGCUCAAAUAAUGCGCCAAAAUAUAACUAUUGCAAACAACACAUUUAAUGACAAUAAAAGGGAUAUCUAUUUCACUUUACACAGCUCGGAACAAUCAUAUAUUGUGCAAAAUGUUUUUUCGAAAUCGCAAGAAGUUUUAGCGAUCCAAAGUGACACGUCCAUGGAAACUAACAUAUCUGUAAUGAUUUCUGAAAAUUCUUUUGUCAACCUUUUACGAGGAUAUACGGCAGUUUCUGUAUCCUUUGUGAAAACAAUCAUCUCCAAGAACAGUUUUAAUAACUGUUCAUCGACAACUUUGAUAAGCGUUAAAAAUGGAUUCGAUCAUUUGAUAGCAAAUAAUACAUUUGUGAAUUCUACUGAUUCCAUCUGCUACGUACAAACGAAGCAGCCUUACACAAAAGGCAAGACAAUCUCGGCCCCAUUCAAUUACUGGGAUACCAGUGACAUUUUUUCUGUUAAAUCCAAAGUUUGUGACUUUUUCGUGGAUUCGUCAACGGCUAUAAUUGAUGUAACAGGGUUCUAUGAAGAUUCUUCGAUGAAGAAGCUUAAUUAUUCGACGACAAUCGAUCAAUUUCGUUCAGCGAUAAACGAGGCAACCAAUAUCGCAUACAUUGGCGGAAUUGUGGAUGAUGACAUAGAUAUUUCAACACUCGGCGUCUCGCGAUUUUUGCUAAACAGGAGUUUGCUCAUCCAAGGAGGCGUUACGGUUCGCAUUCAAGGGGUCACACUCAAUAUUUCAGAUGCUAGAGGCAUCGUCGUUUUAGGGUCACUUGUCAUAGGAUCUGCUGAGAGCGUUGAUAGAACAGUCAUUCAAAAGCACUCAGGUGUAUGGAAUAGUAUUGUACUCUACAACACUGGUUUGAACGUAUUGAACACAAAUAUAUCCGGGGCUGUAGCCGCCAUCGAUAUUAGGAGCUCGUCGUCUGUUUAUAUACACAACUGUACGGCAUAUGACGGGGCCAUGCAGUCUCUUAUAAAAGCUGACAAACCGAAACACGGUGUAUCUGUUCACAUAUCGAACUGUUUUGUGAGUGUCGAUGCAAAUGUAAUUGAGAUAGUCGUCAAUGAUUCCCACUCGAUUGACGUCAAGAUUGAAAAAAGCACAAUGACAUCGAACAGGAAAUAUAUUGUCGCAGUCACAGACGGAUCAUCGAACAGAUCUCCUAAGCUAGUCCGAGUGUCUGUUUUAGGUUCUCACUCUUAUGGUAGUGAUGGUGUGUUAAAUAUACGAGGAUGCUCCUUUAUGACGGAACUAACGAUUGUUGACUCUGAAUUUGCGGCAAAAAGGUAUGGAACUCUCGUCAGUUUAGCGAAUCCUUCAAUGAAAACCGAGGCACACCGAAACAAGUUUGGAGAUUCAAGUCGCGAUUUCUAUUUAGAAUUUUGUAAUACAUUGACUGAUGUUUUGAAUAACUCAACGACAUUUAAUAUGGUCAACAACAUAUUUAAAAGCCAAUCCGACGGUGAAGUAUUGUAUUUGUACGAUUAUUAUUCCGUAGCAACGGAACACACUUUUAAUUUUACGAACAAUUCAAUGGUUUAUAUGCAACCCAUUGCACGAAAGUUUUUAGUUAUAACCAGUUAUGGAAAUUCAGAAAAGCAUACUUUGAAUUUUAUUUCAAACACACUGGUAAACUCUUCAAAGACGCUUUUGGAAAUUCAACAUCGAUUUAGACAGAUAACGUUAAAAUGGAACAAAUUUAUCAACAACUCUGCAUGCCUUCUUUAUUCUGCACCACCGCAUACUGAUAAAUUUCUUGGAUUUGAAAUUGACAGAAAUGAAUUUCAAGGAAACACACAUAUGGAUGGAAUUAUUAUAAUUUCAACGGAACAAUUCCAAAACGGAACUGUCAGCUUAACAAAUAAUGAUUUUAUUGACAAUAUGGGAGCGUCGUUCAGUUUUAAAACUAGCAACGUCAGUAUUAAAUAUAAUUAUUUUGAAAACCCAGAGGCAUUGUAUAAUUUGAAAGUAAAUAAAUUUGUAACUCUUACGAACGUUCGUACUGAUGUAAACGCAUCCUUAAACUACUGGGGAACGACGGACCCUCGGGAUAUAGAGAAGAAACUGUACGACAAAAGCUAUGAUGAAAUCCUUCUGGAUAUCUUGUAUCGGCCAUACCUAGGUUCAAAAAAUAUAUCUGACGUUAGAAAUGAAGAGAUAAAUUUCGUUAACGGCAACGAAAUUGGUGGAAAUGUAAAUGGGGAUGUAACUCUCUAUUCUGAUAAAGGUCCGUUUGUUGUUGUUUCAAAUAUUGUAAUAGGUGAGAAUGAUACCUUAACCAUUCAAGAAGGCGUUGAGAUUCGAGUAAUGGCCGAUAUAGGAUUCACAGUAUUUGGGAUCCUCAGUAGUCAAGGGACAUCGCAACGACCGGUGAGAUUUAUAUCAAAAGACCACUUGGCUCCUUGGAAAGGAAUCGAAAUCAAUUCAAAGCAUGGAGUUAAUAUGACGCAUUUGCUUGUUAACAAUACCAAAGAAGGAAUCACACUGAAGACAACUAAGGCGACCCUUCAUGACGUAACAUCGACGUUUUCAAGGACAUCUGGUUUUCACAUUAUUGCUACGGACAACAAACACGACGUUUCAUCUAUUUCCGUUUCUAAUAUGAACGCUUCGAAUAAUGCUGAUGGAGUAACGAUAAAUGCCGGUACUGGAUACAAUAAUUAUAUAUCAAUUUCAAAUUGCAUUGUCGCAGACAACACGGCUGACGGAAUAGUAACAACGUCAACUGGAAAUGUGACAAUUUCCGAGUGUACAAUUGAAAGAAAUAAGGCAAGGGGAAUGAAACUAGACAUGCGAACUAAUGGUUUUAUCAAGAUAGUUAAGAGUUUGAUACGCGAUAAUUCUGAAUACGCUUUAGAAGGUGAAGUGACUGCAGGAAUUGAAAUGGAUUCAAGUACAAUAUCUGAUCACCGUUUGGUUUAUUACAACUGGGGCUGGUACACGAGGGCUCAUACAAAUCUCCGAAUUACUGCGUCGAAUUCCAAACUGACAACCGUCGUUAUUAAAAACUCCAUCAUCACCAAUAACACGGCCGAUGGGAUAUUACUGACACACUCUUAUAACAACGGAGGACCUGUUGCCAUUACCGUCGAUAACAACACGUUUAAUAUUGGAAAUUGGGCAUUUGAGUUUGACUACCAAGAAUAUUAUUUGGCACCUUUUUACAAUAACAUAAUCUUUGUGAACAAUACAAUGUCUAAUUACACCGAAUAUCAUCGACAAAAAGCAGUUGUAAAAUUCAGAUUAACAACCUAUGAUAAUCAUAAUAUGAUCAGUAUCAACCAAAAUCGUUUUGCCAACAAUACUGGUUACUAUGGAAUAAGAAUAGAAGAUGUUUACGGAAAAGCCUAUGUCAAUAUAUCUUUCAAUACUUUUGUAUCCAAUAGUUUUUCCUCAUCAACCAUCGAUAUUCCGUAUGCAACAAAACUUGAUUUGCACAAUAAUGUGUUCGAAUCGCUUGCCAAUCCCUCUUGUGCACUACAGGCGCCUGGGUUCGAAAUCUCGUACAGUAUUAAUGCCACUAAUAACUACUGGGGAAGUAAGAAUCUUUCAGAAAUUGUAAACACGAUUUGUGGAUUUGAAAAAAACAUGGGGCACAGUUAUGUUUCAUAUAUACCUUACUAUGAGGAUAAAAUGUUGACUCAGUUGACUUCACCCGAAAACUUCAACAAAAGUAUCGCUCAUGGAACAUUUGGUGGUGAACUUACAAGGAACACGCAACUGGCGAGAUCAGAUUUCCCAAUGCCGAUACUGAUACAGCGUUCAAUUGUGAUUCGACCAGGUGUUUCUCUCUACGUGGAGGCAGGUGUUGAACUGCGUUUUCUUCCGAACCGAGGCAUUUAUGUUCAAGGUUCACUGAAAUCAAUUGGUGAGAAUAUUUCUGUUCGUCUGGUCAAUGCUAUCCAUGGUGACAUCUGGCAUGGGAUAAUCAUCAACGGAACGUCGUCUCUGGAAAAUGACAACACGCUGCUGUUUGAUACUCAUAUAUCAGGUACCUCCCAUGGAGUCGUAGCAUAUGUACCACACUUCCAAACUAAGAGGAUCUUUAUAUCAAAUUCAUUAAAAGACUGCUUCACCAUCUACCCAACAGUUGAAAAGCGAUUAUAUGGUUUUGAGUCUUCUACAUUGGCACAUUGUCGAAAUAAUGGACUGUUUGUAAACGGCAUUGGAAGUUCGAUCAUUGAGGGGCUUGAAGUUCGGAACAGCGACACAGGGGUGAGAGUGUCCAGUUCUUCAGGUCAGAUAGAACUGCGAACUGUGCGCAUCAGUCACAUUUCUGCUGCUGCGGUCUCGAUCACAUACAGCUCGCAUUAUGAAUCAGGCAACGUUUCUAUCAGUAACUGUGCUAUCAAUAAUUCUUCUCAAGGUGUAAUAAUUUACAUUAGCAAUUAUGCAACACCUAACAGAAUUUCAAUCACUAAUAAUGUUUUCCAAAAUAUUUCCUGGGAUGUUCUUCAUCUUAAGUUCUCUACGUAUACGUAUUAUGAUACAAAGAAUCGAUCUAUUGAAAUAGAUCACAACACAUUCACAAACACGUGUGGUAUCAUUAUUAACACGUGGAAUGUGGAAGACAGUUCUUUCAGAAACAAUAUUAUGAAGGACUCAAUAUGUAACAAAAGCCCUGAAUGUUUUUCGACGAUAACAGCGUCUGGUUAUUCACACACAAGUGACAGCCGAAAGUAUGAGAUUUCUACUAAUGUUUUUGAAAACAUACAAAGUAGUUCAUGUAUUGUCCAUUUACUUGAUUCUGACUUGCCGCGUUUUAACGGGGCGUUCAUUUACAAUCAACUCAUCGACAACCAAGCUACUGAUGGUGUUGUCCUAGCGAAUGCAUUCUAUGCUGAAAUAGUGGAGAAUAUAUUUGACAAUCCAGCUUCAACCUUUGACGUUUUCACAUCUCUUAAAGCGGACAGACACUUAAAUGUUACAAAGAACUGGUGGGGAAGUUCUGAUGGAAUUAAAGUUUUCAGUAGAAUAUCCGACCAACGUAGAGACCCUGGUUUCGUACGUUUCAACGUCACGCCCACAUUAGCGUCGCGUGAAAUGGAUUGUAGUGGCGUAAACAACUGCAGCAACCAAGGAGAAUGCGUGCGAAAGAACAUGUGCCGGUGUACAACUGGUUGGACAGGCACCAGGUGCACCGAAUAUGAUUGUGCGGGGAUCAAUCAAUGCUAUGGCAAUGGUAUAUGUGUUGUACCAAACGAAUGCAAAUGCAAUCUUGGUUGGAGCGGAAAACUAUGCAUCCGCGCGUCAUGUACUAAUGUGAAUGACUGUAGUGGGCAUGGGUUUUGCAUUCGACCAGACACGUGCACGUGCGCUGUGAGUUUCACCGGAAGUAACUGCAGCAGUUGUGUACCGCUUCACUGGGGACCAGAAUGUCGACCUUGUCCAAACUGCAAACAUGGACAGUGUGACUUAAUGACAGGAUUGUGUGUCUGCAAUACUGACAACUGGACGGGCGCUCUCUGCGACGAAUGCAGUGAAGCUUUCUAUGGUCCGGAAUGUCUGCCUCUCGUCACUGUUCUUGAUGUAGUACCCCGCCAGGGAAUUGAUAAAGGAGGAAACACAGUACAUGUGUGGGGACACAACUUCCAGGAAAGCAGCUCGUACAUCUGUCAAUUCGGCAAUGCCAUUUCCAAUGGUACUUGGAAGGCGUGGGAUCACGUGGUAUGCGUGGCGCCUAAGCAUGCUAAAGGCGUGGUGACAGUCGAAAUAUCACCAGAUGGAAUUCAAUUCACGAAUAAUAAGAUUAUGUACGCUUUUUACGCAUCCUGUCCAAUAGAAGCCUGUGGCCGAAACCUCAACCCGCCACAUGGUAUAUGUAUGUUUGGUGCAUGUUCCUGCAUUUUACCAUGGCAUGGUGAUAACUGCACAAUGGAAUUACUUCGCCCGGUCAUCGCUCGUCCUCCCGUGACACAGACAGCUAGCGAGUUUGACGACUACAUGUUACAACUGGGUCUAACACAGGGUGAUCAUCCAGUGCGAUGGGCGUUAUUGGAAGGCUUUAAAGGCUUGAGCUUAGAUGAAAGAACUGGGCGUGUUUCAUGGAAGAGUAUUCCAGCAAAUAUCAAUCCAUACAUAUUUAUGGUGCAAGCUUCGAACACUAUAGGACAGGACAAAGUAACCUGGAACUUAUCCGUGCCUAUCUCGUAUGUCCCAUUUGUGAAUGAAAGCGACUCCAAUCGAAUACUGCCGUAUCCUCGACCGGUGCAGAUAUCGGGCUAUAUAAAUUUUACUUCGAAAGUAAAAAUGGUGCCAGUGGUGAUUGUCGUAAUUAAUGCUCGAACCGGAAGGCAAACGGUGCUGAACGAAUGGUCAAAUCCACUGAAGCCUAGCGUUUUCACAACAACAUACUUCCCAACAGCUGAUGAAUCCGGAUUAUUUAAUGUGAUCGCGCGACACCCAGGUUCGAGGUCUGAUUUGGAAACGCAGAUAUCAUGGUCCGUGCUUGGCAUGCAGUGUAUACCGCCCUCGGUCAACGUCGAUGAAACUAUUCUGAGUCCUGAUAGAACUGUUACUGUGUACAACAUAUCAGAGCUACUGAAUGUUGGAGAGCACAACAUUAAUAACAUAUCUAUUAAGGUAGAUGGAAUAGAGGAUACAUUUAUUAAGCGAAAUGGGGACAACGUAAUCGCUGUUGCAGAUAUUGCAGUUUUGAAGCCUCGAGACCCAUUUUCUUUUGAUUUAGUUAUAAGGAAUGCUAGACCGCUUUAUGGCACAAUUUUUAUUGUUUUUGCAUCUGACCAAGGACCCACAACUCGCCUCAGGAUAGACAUUCGUCUUUCAAUUCAGAAACCCGUGUUAUCGUUUCUUCCAAAUUCCAUCAGUGCUAAUAUUGUACGCGGAACUCAACGAUUUUUUAACAUUGGCAUUAAGAAUAUUGGUGAGGUUGCUGCAACAAAUAUUGAUAUAAGUCUACCAAACGAUCCACGAAUAACGCUGGUGUCGCUGUCCUUAGUUAAUAGCUCAGAGGAUGCUGUCACUGGAGAUGAACUCGGUAUUCUCCCGGAUGGUGAAGCACAGAUUACCUUUGGUGUAACCAUAGGAUCGAACGCCGCUUUAGGAGAAUUUCACGGACUUAUUUAUGUUAAUUCAAAGCUGACGUCUACUCCUUUACAAUACGAGUUCUUUGUCACAUCACUGCAGCAGUUUAAUCUCACCUUCACGAUAAAAGAUGAAUACACGUACUUUGCGGAAGGUUCUCCAUUGGUUUCAGGUGCAAAGGUUACACUUUCCAAUCCUCGAAGACAGUAUGCACAAACGUUGUACUCAACAAAUGAAACGGGUUAUGUUGUGUUUGAAAACCUCUACGAAGACCGAUAUACAUUAAGAGCAGAAGCAGAUGGUCACAGCAGCUAUAGUGCUGUUAUUAUUGCUAGUUCUAGUGAAACACAAAGAGAUAUAUUUUUGCAAAGAAUUGCUGUGAAAUAUACUUGGACAGUAACUCCAACCACAUUCCAGGAUAAAUAUAUUAUUCAGCUUGAAUCGACAUUCGAAACGAACGUACCCAUGCCAGUUGUUACAAUAGAGCCUUCCCAUAUCAACACUUUACCAUACGAGCUCGGAGAGGAAGACACGAUUAACUUCAAAAUCACCAAUCAUGGCCUUAUAAGAGCGAAUAAUGUGAGAUUUUCUCUGCCGGAGGGUCAUCCAUACCUGAAAUUUAAAACGGUCAUCGAUGACAUUGGCAGCGUUGAAGCAAACACAUCCAUAAUUGUUCCAAUUGAAGCAACAUUAAAGACUAGGCGAAAGCGGAAUGUUGUCGCGGCUGUAAUAUGUGGGUUGGCAAUGCUUUACGAUUACGACUGUGGUGCAUUGCAAACUCGUGCUAUCGACAUCACCUUGGUACGCGAGUCACCCGACGGGCGGCCUAUGCCGUGUGGUCUAUCUAUUAGCGGUGGGGGAGGUGGUGGCGGUGGCGGUGGUGGUACAUCUUUAAGUGUAGGAGGAACUAAUACCGGAAGUGGCAGUUCUGUUGAUUACAGUCCAACAACUCCACUAUCAUGUGAUUGUGCAAAAACCCUGAUAAAAAGUUGCGCGUUGGUGUACAACCCGAUCAUUGGUUGUAGCUACGCAGUAACGGAUUUAGGACUGUCAUAUGCGGUAUGA
Messenger RNA from Dreissena polymorpha, 9586 nucleotides. RefSeq lists its product as uncharacterized. The record is from RefSeq and is a predicted model, not a curated record. NCBI's taxonomy places the organism in Eukaryota, Metazoa, Mollusca, Bivalvia, Myida, Dreissenidae. The coding region runs from base 29 to 9586 and encodes 3185 amino acids. The transcript is spliced from 27 exons.